Messenger RNA from Dictyostelium discoideum AX4, 1008 nucleotides. RefSeq lists its product as hypothetical. Lineage: Eukaryota; Evosea; Eumycetozoa; Dictyosteliales; Dictyosteliaceae. The transcript has a single exon. The record is from RefSeq and is a predicted model, not a curated record. The coding region runs from base 1 to 1008 and encodes 335 amino acids.
AUGAAAAGAAUUAUUAAUCUAAAAAGAAGAAAAAAUAAUAAAAUAAAUUCAAAAUAUUUUUUAAAAAAAAGACAUUUAAAAAUUUUAAUGAAAUCAAAUCAAAUAAAAAAAAUAAAUAAUAAUAAUAAUAAUAAUAAUAAUAAUAAUAAUAAUAAUAAUAAUAAUAAUAAUAAUAAUAAUAAUAAUAAUAAUAAUAAUAAUAAUAAAAAUAAUAAUAAUAAUUUUAAUAAAAUUAAUUUUAAUAAAAAAAAAUUUAAAAUUGGGAAUAAUUUAAAUGAAUUAAAUUCAAUAAUAAUACCAAAUGAUACAACUCAUUUAUUAUUUUCAAAUUAUUUUAAUUUACAAUUAAAUCAAUUAAAGAUACCAAAAUCUGUAAUUUCAAUUAAUUUUAUAAAUAAUUGUUUGUUUAAUCAAAAAGUUUGUAAAAAUAGUUUUUCAAUAAUGAAUAAAUUAAAAAUACUUAAAUUUGGUGAUAAUUUUAAUAAUGCUGAUUUACCAAUUAAAAAUGGUGAUUUACCAAUAUCUUUAAUUGAAUUAGAUUUGGGAACAUUGUAUAAUCAAGAUUUAGAAAAGGGUUCUAUACCAUUGAAUGUAAAGAAACUAUCAUUGGGUGAGUCAUUUAAUAAAGAGUUAAAAGUUGGUGAUAUUCCACCAAAAGUUGUAUCAUUACAAUUUAGUGAACAUUUUAAUCAAAUAAUUAAACCAAACGUACUACCAAAUUCAAUCACUGAUUUAACAUUUGGUUCAAAAUUCAAUCAACCUCUAUUACCAAAUUCAAUUCCAAACAAUUGUAAAACUUUAUUUUUUGGUGUAGAUUUCAAUCAACAAAUUCAAAUUAAUGUCAUUCCACCCUCUGUAACUAAAAUCAUUUUCAAUCGGUCAUUUUCUCAAAAAAUUUUGCCAAAUUCAAUAAAAUCAAAUGUUAAAGAAAUCUAUUUCAGUAAUUCUUUAUUAGAAUCAGAAUUAGAAAAUUUACCAAAAACAACAAAAGUUUAUUUUAAUUCUUAA